AUGGUACUUCUUCGUUGCUGCUUAGCUGCUAUACUGAUUAUCCAAGUAGUCUUUGGUCUUGGCAGCUAUAAAUCAGUUACUGUUAAAGGUCAAGUUGGAUGUGGCGAUUAUGAAGUAUCCAAUGUUACUGUUGAACUUUGGGAAAAAGAUCGUGCUGAUCCAGAUGAUUUGUUGAAUACAACCACAACAGAUAAACAUGGCAAAUUUAGUGUUUAUGGAGGAGAAAAUGAAAUUGGUAAUAUUGAACCAUAUCUUCGAAUUAUACACAGUUGUGAAAAUGGUAAAAUAAAUCCGAAAUGUACAAUCAAAGAUAACUAUAAGAUUCCGAAACAGUAUGUAAACGGUGUCUACGAUAUGGGAAUUGUUAGUCUGAACGUUGUCCGAGAUGAGCACAAAAAGAAAUGUGUCGAUUAA
This is a messenger RNA of Enterobius vermicularis (human pinworm), 414 nucleotides long. NCBI's taxonomy places the organism in Eukaryota, Metazoa, Nematoda, Chromadorea, Rhabditida, Oxyuridae. The record is from the annotation of a GenBank genome assembly.